AUGUCGUCGACCAGCGCAGACGCCCUCAUGUCAGCAGUCGCUGAACGACGUUCGAUCUACAAGCUUUCGAACGAGACCACCAUCUCCAAAGAGCGCAUUGAGGAACUCAUCCAGAAGGUUCUCCUAUCCACCCCAUCCGCCUUCAACACCCAGAGUACACGGAUAGUGCUCCUUAUUGGAAACGAACACAGGAAGUUGUGGGACAUUGUCCGAGCAGCAGUGAAACCAUUUGUCUCUGGCGAACAAGCCCAGGCCACCGAGGCCAAGCUUGCCUCUUUCCAAGGGUCUUACGGCACUAUCAUAUUCUUCGAAGACCCCACCGCAUUCAACCACUUACAAGCCUUCAAGCUGUACAGCGACAAGUUCGAAAGCUGGCGGGAUCAGACCAACGGCAUGCAUCAGGUCCUUCUUUGGACAGCGUUGAAUUCCGAAGGCAUGGGCGCCAAUGUGCAGCACUACAACCCAUUGAUCGAUGACAAGGUGAAAGAAACUUGGUCGGCCACAAUCCCGUCGCAUUGGAAGCUCAUAUCUCAGAUGGUCAUUGGCAAGCCUGUUGAUACCGCAUCAUUGGAUGAAUUGGAUAACAGAGGAAAAGGUUAG
Molecule: messenger RNA, 600 nt
Organism: Exophiala xenobiotica
Lineage: Eukaryota; Fungi; Ascomycota; Eurotiomycetes; Chaetothyriales; Herpotrichiellaceae
Exons: 2
Coding region: 1-600 (199 amino acids)
Biological process (GO): cellular response to oxidative stress
Source: RefSeq, a predicted model, not a curated record